UGCAAAAUAAUAAACAUCACAUUCUCCGACGAAAAAAUCUUCAAAGUUCAUCGUCCAAAAAAGUGAAAAAAUCCUCCGGAAACAGUUGUAAAAUUGGUAAAAUUAACUUUUAUUAGUGCACCAAGAGUUUUGGUCUAAAAAUUGAGUAUAGAAUCAUUCGAACGAGCCAUCGCUGAACCGUUUCGCCGGUGUAUCGCAUCAGCAACUUUGUGAAAGGUGCGAAUUGGUGGUCGCAAGAUUCUGAUAAUAGACGACGGUGUUGGAACUGAUAGCAUUUUAUUCCAUUCAUCAGCAAACUUUUUUUUCUCCCGUCCGAUGGGCAGCAAGACACGUCACAAUUGUUGUUACUGGCGGCACUAAAGAGCACCUGAAGAUGAGAACCAUCGUAUUUCUGUUCUGCGCCGCGACCCUGAUCCUGUUCGGAGAGGUGUGGAGCAGUGAGUUGGAAUCGUUACCGCAGGGGCCGGAGGAAACGAGUGCGACCUCCGCGGGAAACAAUAGGAAGCGCGAAGGGGAGGGCAAGAAUGCGGAAGAGGACGGAGUGAAGGAAACGAAGGAGAGUUCAAACCAAAGAAAAUCGGCGGAAGGUUUGCUGGAAGAGUUGGUACUGGAGAAGUCCGGGAAGAAGAGUAGCGAGAAGUCCGAGUAUGAGGUGUUGUCGGAUGAUUUGCAGUUUAUGCAUUCGGCGAUAAAGAUAGUGAAGGCACCGGAUUUGUCGCAGGAUAAAGAGAGCAGGAAGAUGUCCGAGAUGCUGAACGAGCUGCUGGACAGUCACGAGAGGAUGAUUCAGAAGAUUGAGAGUGAAAUUGAGGAGAUUAAUAGGCUUUCGCCGGAGGAUGAAGAACCAGUGGUAGUGACCCCGGAGCAGUUAGAGGCGCAAGAGGCGUACGAUAGGGCGAUGGUGGUACUCAAUAGGACCAAGGUGGACAAGCUGCAGGGGCAUAAGCUAAUGGUGGAGGCAGCCAAUAAGGGCCAUCCAUUGGCAAGGAUUCAUGUCGCUUGGGCUCAGCUGUUGGGUCAUCCGGUACACAUGGAUACGGAAGCAGCGAAGAAGACAUUUUUGGAACUGGCCGAGGAAGGGUUGCCCGAAGCUCAGAUGGGAUUAGGUCUGAUGUACGCUACGGGAAUUGGGUUCAACGUUAGUCAGUCCAAGGCUUUGGUGUACUACACAAUGGCCGCCCUGGGGGACAAUUCGUGGGCCCAAAUGGCGCUUGGAUAUCGGUCUUGGGCGGGAGUAGGCGUGCCGAACAGUUGCGAAACGGCGUUGGAUUUUUACAGGAAAGUAGCCACGAAGGUGGCCGACAAAGUGACGUUCUCGGGUGGAGUCGCCGUUCACCGAAUCAGGCUUCUGGAUGAAAUCGAAAAUGCCGGACCGAGCUCUGGAAUAUUGGACAACGAUCUGAUUGAUUAUUAUCAGCUGCUUGCGGAUAAAGGAGAUGUUCAGGCCCAGGUGGGUUUGGGCCAGCUUCACUACCAAGGCGGUCGCGGUAUUCCACUGGACCACCAAAAAGCGUUGCAGUAUUUUAGCCAGGCGGCAAACGCGGGUAAUGCUGUGGCCAUGGCCUUUUUGGGAAAGAUCUACCUGGAAGGAAGCGACAACAUUAAAGCGGAUAAUGACACUGCUUUUAAAUAUUUCAAGAAGGCCGCAGACUUGGGUAACCCUGUUGGACAAUCUGGCUUAGGUGUCAUGUUUCUACAUGGCAAGGGCGUCCCGAAGGACACCGUAAAAGCAUUGAAAUAUUUUACACAAGCCGCCGACCAGGGUUGGGUCGAUGGUCAGCUUCAGCUCGGAAACAUGUACUUUAGCGGAAUCGGCGUAAAGAGGGACUUCAAACUGGCGAACAAGUAUUUCAAUUUGGCCUCACAAUCGGGGCAUGUGUUGGCCUUCUACAACCUGGGUCAAAUGCACGCUGUAGGACUGGGUAUGAUGCGAUCUUGUCCGACCGCAGUAGAGCUGUUCAAAAAUGUUGCCGAGAGAGGAAAGUGGUCCGAGAGAUUGAUGUCUGCCCAUCAGGAUUAUCGUUCUUAUCGGUUCGAGGAAGCUUUUAUGCAGUACACACUGAUGUCCGAAUUGGGCUACGAGGUAGCGCAGAGCAACGCCGCCUUCCUGUUGGAUAGGGGAGAGAUCAAUUUGUUCCAGAAUAGGGAGGAAGAGCUGAUUCGAGCGUUGCAAUUCUGGGGACGUGCUGCGGCUCAGGGCUACUCGGCGGCACAGGUGAAGUUGGGUGACUAUCACUACUACGGAUUGGGCACGAACGUUGAUUUCGAGACUGCUGCUUCCCACUACAGGAUGGCCUCGGAACAGCAGCACAACGCCCAAGCAAUGUUCAACCUGGGUUAUAUGCACGAACAGGGGCUCGGAAUGAAGAAAGAUAUUCACCUAGCCAAACGGUGCUACGAUUUGGCCGCGGAGACCAGUGUAGAUGCCAAGGUUCCCGUUACUUUGGCACUGAUGAAGCUGCAACUACUGUUCAAGUUGGAAUCACUACGAGAGUCCCCCUUCAGCGUUCUGUUGGAACUGGACGAAAACAUUGCUUCGAACUGGGAUCUCUACCUGAUCACGAUGCUCACGGUGGUGCUCGGAGCAGCACUGUACUUCCGACGACCACCUCCACCGGGAGCAGCCAACUAUAAUCAACCGGCUGCUGCUGCGCCAGCAGCGCCCCCCGUGCCCACGGAAGCAGCAGAUGAAGCUCCACUUCUGGACCGACCAGCCGCGCCUAGUAAUACGAAUGAUGAUCAACGCCGUCAGCAGCAGCAGCAACAACAGCGUGAAGAUACACCUCAAUGAAUGUCGUGGCAUCGUGCAGCUUCAUCAAUAUGGAAGGAAUACUUCUAAUCGAUGCUUUUAUUUUUGAAACAUUAAUCUUUGUCAACUCAUGUUUCAUUCAUUAUUUGCAACUCUCACAGUACCGCAAAUCAGUUCUGUGAAAUUUACUAAAGUCAGCACUCUCUGUUGCAUUAUGUUUCUGUUUAUUGACUUGCUCUGACUAUACUUGAAGUGAUUGAUGAGUGUGAUCUGAUUCUACGGGAGGGCCAUGUCGAAGAAUGCGUUUUGAAAAGCCGUUGGAUGAUACAUUGAGAUACGGCGAGGUACAUCUGCUGUCGGAACGAAUGUAGAAGUUUAUGUGAAAUAUAUUUAGUAAACGGA
Molecule: messenger RNA, 3151 nt
Organism: Armigeres subalbatus
Lineage: Eukaryota; Metazoa; Arthropoda; Insecta; Diptera; Culicidae
Product: protein sel-1 homolog 1-like
Exons: 3
Coding region: 374-2791 (805 amino acids)
Biological process (GO): ERAD pathway
Cellular component (GO): endoplasmic reticulum membrane
Molecular function (GO): protein binding
Source: RefSeq, a predicted model, not a curated record